AUACCGAGAUAAAAUCUGUGCAACUUACACCGCCAAGGAUAUAUCCCUCUGCCCAGCUGUGUCACGAACCGUUAUACGUGGACACAACAAGUUGCUGACACUCUGCCUUUCAUUUUGCUCUUUUAGCUUUGACGUCACUUUUUGAUUGUUUUUCUUCCUGUUUGUUCAAAGACCCUUCAAGACUUUGCUUUGAACAAACAUUAGAAUUGAGUCUGCCAUGGAACUAUUUUGAUAAAACAAGCUGUCUUGUCUUUCCCUUCCUCCUGUUGAAAUAAGAUGUUUGGAAAGGUAUGGAUUUUGAUUCGUUGGGAACCACAUACGUCUUUCCAAAUGUGAUGCAACCCCCUAUAGAGCUUGAAACUGUCAACCCCUUGCCCAGCAGGGGUUGGCCAGGUGGAGUCAAAGGACAUGUUCGCUCUGCAAGUCAUGGUGUCAUUGGUGUUUCCUUAUUAAAUCCCACGCUUCAUCCACAGCCAUCUUCUCCAUCUCCCGCAAUUGGAUUAUUAGAGGCAGCUUCAGGAUUGAACAAGGCAGAGAGGUCUUCUCAAGACGUUUCUUCUACCAAUCCAGCAGUUCUAAAACUUCCAUAUACAGGUAUUUUACGCCAGGGCCACACUAGAGCAUUGUCACAAGGUCAGAUUCCUAAUCAACAAGUCCAGGCAACUAAAGGACACAGCCGGACAGGAUCUCGGACUGAUUUUCUCCUGCCCCCUGGUCACCAGGAUAAAACUACAAGCGGUGCGGCCCAUGGUACCAGGCAUAACAGGCAGGUUUCGCGAACCCUCUCUAGUGAUAUCUUCACUAAAGGCCACUCACGCCAAGCCUCGCGAACUGAAUCGAUUUACACGAUUCGACAGACGCGAAUCCCAUGGGUAAAUCGGUUUCUUUUCUGGAGACAAGCAAAAACUCCCGAGCCUCCACGGAUGCGCACGGUCGUACCGAAUCACAUCGUGCCGCCCGGUAUUAAAGCCAAGCAUCAUCCAAAUCGGGCCUACACCGACAACGCCAUUCGCACGUCUAAAUACACCCCACUCUCCUUCAUUCCAAAAAACUUGCUGGAGCAAUUUCACCGCUUCGCCAAUCUCUAUUUUUUGUUCAUCGUGCUUUUAAAUUGGAUUCCUGCCAUCAGCGCAUUUGGCAAAGAGGUAGCUAUGAUCCCAGUCAUCUUCGUUCUGGGUGUAACAGCCAUCAAAGACGCCUUCGAAGAUUAUCGACGACGACAAUCGGAUUUGCGCAUUAAUAAUUCGACCUGCCGAGUUUAUCGAGUUGACGAAGAUCGCUACGUUCGCGUUCUAUUCUCCGAAGUGAGAGUGGGCGAUAUUAUUCACCUCUCCUGUGAUGAAAUCAUUCCCGCAGAUCUUCUCCUACUCAAGUCUUCCGAGAAGCAAGGGCUCUGUUUCAUCGAAACUUCCAAUCUGGAUGGAGAGAACAAUCUGAAGCAAAGGAGUGCGCCUCAAAUGAUGUUGGCUAAGCAGCAGCACUUCCAGCCUAAAGAUUUUGUUAGUCACAUCGAGUGUGAAGCACCUACCACAAAGAUCUACCAAUUCCAUGGCGCCAUCGUCAAUCCGGACGGUUCGCGAGUUGCAGUUGGCCGAGAAAAUCUUUUACUGAGGGACUGUGCUCUGAAAAAUACGGACUUCGUUGAGGGCAUCGUCGUGUACGCUGGCCACGAAUCCAAGGCCAUGCUUAACCACGGAGGCCCACGUUAUAAGCGUACACAGCUGGAACAAGCCAUGAAUGUCGACGUCGUGUGGUGUGUGGUGAUUCUGGUUUUGCUGUGCCUAGCUGGUGCGUGUGGCUGCGGACUGUGGUUGAAAUCGUACAUACCGCAUCUUCCGGUUCCGUUUCUGCCACUAGUCGAAUUUCAUGCUGGUGCGGAUGUCCUAGCCGGCACCGAACCCGACCCGUUUUAUCAAGCUUUUCUUGCUUUUUGGACCUACGUUAUUAUUUUACAAGUGAUGAUACCCUUGUCACUCUACGUGACUAUCGAGCUAGCCAAGCUUUUGCAAAUCUUUCACAUCCAUAACGACCCCCACUUGAGGGAUCCAGUCACCAAUCAAGCGAUCGAGUGCCGAGCACUCAACAUUACUGAAGAGUUGGGUCAAAUUCAGUACAUCUUCUCCGAUAAGACGGGCACAUUGACUGAAAACAACAUGAUUUUUCGACGCUGUUCCGUUGGUGGUAUCGAUUACAAUCACCCGCAAGUUAACAAGGAUGUACUUCCUUUAAAGCCCGGUGAACGCCAAAAGAUUUAUCCAAAUCCAAGACUGCAAGAAGAAUUGAGACAGUUUGAAAUCCAACGUCGAGCCACCAACGAAACUUCCGACUCGGACGUUGAGAGCAGGCCUCACAUCAAUGUUCAAGCUAGAAGACUAGAAGAAUUCUUUCUGUUGAUGGCAGUCUGCAAUACAGUGGUGGUGGCAAAAAAACCUCAUCGUGAUCGCAUGAAUGAGGUUGGCCAAAUUGAACUUUCGGGCGUUGGUUGUUCUGUUCACAUUGCUGUCGACGAUGGUGAAAGCUUCUCGGAUCAUGGACCGUCACCUUCUAUUGAAUCGGGGUCUGUUAGUAUGUCUUCCACAACGUUAAUGGUUCCUCCUAACUUGACUAGCACCCCGCAUUCCAAUAACGUCCUCGACCAGCACACAAACGUAACACCUAAGCGACCAGGAAAUUUGUCUUUCUUUUCUGCAGGAAGACAUUCAGCACGUUACCGGCCGUCCAAUCAACAUAACAUUCAACGGCCUCUAUCGCCAAUUGACUCUUCUGCAGAAACUACACCAUCUGAAUCGCCAGCUCCCCCUCUGAGGCCACGUUUUCUCCAGUUGCCCAGCUUGGCUUCUGCCCAGUCAUUUUUCAGCUUAAGGCGAUCAUCCACCCCUACGUCCGACAUAUCAACUUCACUGCCGGCCACGCCGUCUAGUGAUAGGAAGAAUUUUUACGAGGCCGAAAGCCCCGACGAACUGGCAUUGAUUGAUGCGUCCUGCUGUUACAACAUCCGCUUGUUCCAGAGGUCCGUCCACCAUGUCGCCGUUUCACUACCCGGUGAAGGAACGCUGGAGUAUGAAAUACUGGAAGUUUUGCCUUUUGACUCUACUCGUAAACGGAUGUCAGUCGUUUUGCGCCGGCCAGAAACACGUCAGAUUGUCGUUUAUUGCAAAGGAGCAGAUUCUGCAAUCCUUCCCCGCUUAGCCUACACUCAGAGUUUUGCCGAGAACCAAAUUAUUCAAAGGACGGAACAUCACGUCAAUCAGUACUCGAAGCAAGGCCUUCGAACGCUGGUCAUGGCCAAAAGAGUACUUAGUGAGGAGGAUUUCGCCGACUGGUUAGUGGCUCAUAACGAAGCAAAGGCUGCACUUGAAGGUCGCGAGCGCCUUCUUUACGAGUCCUACUGUCGAAUAGAAAGGGAUUUGAGUCUUCUCGGAGCGACUGGCAUUGAAGAUAAAUUACAGGAUCAAGUGCCUGAAACUAUAAGCUGCUUGCGUAAGGCUGGCAUUGUUGUCUGGGUACUUACUGGUGAUAAACAGGAAACAGCUGUCAAUAUAGCGUACGCCUGCAGUUUGUUCGCUGCCGACAUGGAAGUGAUCAAGUUAAACGCUAGAAGCAAGAACGCGGCUGAAGCCGCCAUCCACUGCCAUCUCGACGCUAUACAAAGAGAGCUGGUUACUGUUGCAAAUGCGAAUGAAACAGGCAAUAGGCUACGGUCCUUUUUUCCACUGGCAUCCGACAAUUCCAGUAUGGUAGUCAAGCGUAAAGCUUUGGUUGUUGAUGGGAAAACAUUGCUGUAUAUAUUGGACAAGCGCUCGAAUCUACAAAAACCGUUUCUCCAUUUAACGCGUCAUUGCGCUGCGGUUUUGUGUUGCAGAGCUACGCCACUCCAGAAAGCGUUUAUUGUAAAAAUCGUCAAGCAGCAGUUACACAUCCGCACACUUGGCAUCGGUGACGGAGCCAACGACGUCUCGAUGAUCCAGACGGCAGAUGUAGGAAUAGGCAUAUCAGGUGUAGAGGGUAGGCAGGCCGUUAUGGCCUCGGAUUUCGCAAUUCCGCGCUUCAGUUUUCUUUUGCGUCUUCUUUUGGUGCAUGGCCACUGGUGUUAUGACCGUUUGGCUCGCAUGGUUUUGUACUUCUUUUACAAGAACGCCAAUUUCGUCUUUGUGAUAUUCUGGUAUCAGUUGUACUGCGGCUUCUCAGGAACAGUGAUGGUUGACCAAAUUUAUUUAAUGUUCUUCAACCUCUUUUUCACGUCGCUCCCUCCUCUCGCCAUGGGGAUCUACGACCAGAGCGCUUCAGCGGACUUACUUCUCUCUCAACCGCCCCUAUACGCCGUCGGGCGUGAAGCGCAGCUCUACCGCUCACACUCGUUUUGGGUGAACAUCAUCGACGCUCUCUAUCAAAGCACAGUGAUUUUCUUCAUAGCUUACUGUGCUUACAGUGACACGGUCGCCGAUUUAUGGGAAUUUGGCACAGUGGUGACGUCAUCCUGUAUUUUUGUCAUGUUGAUACACAUGGCAUCCGAGUUCAAAUCCUGGACUGGGCUUCACUUCCUAUCAUUAUUUGCGUCCGUCUCGUUUUACAUGGGAUUUGCCCUAACCUACAAUGCCGUUUGCGUCGAUUGUCCCGGCCUCCCGAAUCCAUAUUGGGUUAUGCAGCAUUGUUUGACCACGUUACUCUUUUGGGUCACUCUUAUCCUCACCUGCGUGUUGGCUUUCAUCCCAAGGUUCACCAUUAAAGCUUUGUUCUGCCUAACUCAACCUUCGGUCGUUCAUCAAGCUCUGCUGGAACAAAAGAAAUCGGAACGGAGCAAAAAACAAGACCUGAGAGUCUCCUGGUCACGAACUUCUACGCGCUUGACGGUUGUUCGUACCACCGACCCUUAGAAUCAUCGCUCGUAACCAAAGCUUUUCUUUUUUUUUUUUUAGUUAUUAUGAUUCAGUCUGACAUUUUUUUCCAAUCACUCGACCUGAUGAAUUUUGCUAGCCAAAAUCUGUUGUGCCGUCUAACGGCAUUUUACUUUUUACGAUUGGUUUCAAAUACGCACUAGCGAGAAUCUCUUUAUUUUUCAUUAGAAGAAAAGAAAAAAAAAACUAAUAACAAAAUAAAGCACAUCUUUCAACGAUUCCUAUGACGCGGUGGAAUGACGUAAUCGACGAGUGCCUUAAAGAAAUUUUUAGAUUCGGUGCUUUAUUUUAUUGUUUUGUUUUUUUCUUAGUUGAAAAAUCAUUUUCCGCUAUCGGAAUUUUUCCCAUCCGGUCCUCAUAGUUCCUCGGGUAAGACCAACCGCGAACUUAUAUUCCUAUCUCAUUUCAUCUUUCUAUAAACAAUCUCGAAUGUGGGCUGCCCCAUUCUUCUUUGCCACCUGGGCAGAAAAGAAAAAGUCCAAUGGCCGGUGUACUACAGUUUUUCUUCCGUUUGUCCUUUGGGUCUUAAAUUCCUUGUCGUGCCAUAUUUAUACAAUCAUGUGCAAGAUGCAAAAAAAAAAAAAAUGGCGAGGAAAAAACCCAAGCGCGCCCGAUUCAAAUGGGAAAUGAUGCAGAGGGUAUCUCUCUUUAACUUACCACACGUUU
Messenger RNA from Daphnia carinata, 5561 nucleotides. Its product is annotated as phospholipid-transporting ATPase VD-like. The record is from RefSeq and is a predicted model, not a curated record. Bases 291 to 4874 code for a protein of 1527 amino acids. The transcript is spliced from 18 exons. Gene Ontology annotation, cellular component: plasma membrane. Gene Ontology annotation, molecular function: ATPase-coupled intramembrane lipid carrier activity; ATP hydrolysis activity; magnesium ion binding. Lineage: Eukaryota; Metazoa; Arthropoda; Branchiopoda; Diplostraca; Daphniidae. Gene Ontology annotation, biological process: phospholipid translocation.